This is a messenger RNA of Ornithodoros turicata, 2274 nucleotides long. RefSeq lists its product as uncharacterized. The transcript has 15 exons. Lineage: Eukaryota; Metazoa; Arthropoda; Arachnida; Ixodida; Argasidae. The record is from RefSeq and is a predicted model, not a curated record. Bases 199 to 1191 code for a protein of 330 amino acids.
UCAAGUGUACCGGAUUGUUCAAUUUGAGAUGGAACAUAUGAGAUCACAUUUGAACGGAAGAGGAAGAUGCAGUGUCAACAGCGUCUGUGAAGAAGUGAAAGAACCUUCGUUGUAGUGGUAAACGACAGCUAGCCGCGUUACCUGAAGCGAUUUGGUUGUUUACCUGAAGCAAUUACACGUUGGACUUGUUCGAAAAUCAUGGCGGAAAGCUCGGAAGUUUCGGACCGUAGGAGUGAGUCUUACAAGAGUGAAGAUACGGGCACUCCUCGAGACAAGAGGAUUUUGUUCGGAGCGGCGCUGCUUUUAAUACUGCUCCUCAUUUUACUCGGGGCUUUCGUACACGGUGGAUCUACACAUGAAGGGCCUCGUGCUUCAACCGAGCAGACUAGCGGAGGAGAAAAAUCGCCAUCGUUCACCUCAUCCAGCCCGACCCCGGGAAUCACGUCAGAUGCGGUCGAUAGUUCUACUCGCAAGGAAAAGCCCGAAACAUCUCCACCAUUCACAUCAUCCAUCCCCCAUCCGACACCCAGCACGACACCCAGCAAGAUACCAGUAAUGACGACAACUGGUCACCCAGUUGUAGCCAAAACCGACCUGCUCCUGUGUGCAAUAUCAGAAAAACUGGACCGACCCAUUUUCCCACCGGAUGGGUCGUGUAGCCUGCUCUAUUUAAUGGUCCAUGCCACAGCUAACGGUCUCACAUAUUCGGGGGCCGAAGGGCAUACUAUAUUCCAAGCAUUCCUUCGACAUAGUAAAAAGGCCAAAAAAACCCAGUACGGUCUUGAUUUCCAGCACAAUCUGAUCGCCGACAGCAGAAAACACCUCAAAAAGCAAGUCGUGGCGGGAUUCAAGAACUUUGGUGUUCUCACGCUGACAUUGUGGAAGAAUUGGACAGAGGAAAAUGAACUUUCCACAACGCUUCUCAAUGAUUUGCGGACGUUCACAGACAACUCCAAGGUAGCCCUCGGCGUCAGUUGCGAGGGAGCGGCAUCGGACGACCCAGCAGUACGGUUCGUACUUGAGAAUUUGAUCAGGACAGAAGGUAUCAGAAUUCUCACCAGCAGACCACGGUAUAAGUACUCGAGUUCCUGGAACAACCUGAGAGGGUCCACGGCCUCACUCUGGGACAUGUUGUUCACACGUCUUACUGAAUUGAGGAUGGGAGCCAGAAACAGCAGGUGCACGCUGUAGGCGGAAAUGAAGCAUGAUUUGGCUUGCAUCUGGUCAUGAAGAAAUUGCUGACACGUUAGUUGCAGUACACCUCCACCAACAGGGUGGAAAACAAAGGUCGCCAUUCCGAUUUGCUUCUAUCUCCCAGUUCAAUCACUUUUGCUGGCUGGACACUGGUCCCUGUGGAUGGGGUGUUACAAGCUUCACUGUCUGAUAUAGAAGUGAUGAGCAUCCAUAAGGACACUUGCCAGGAAGGGAGUCUCUUUGGGAUGACAAACCCUCAUCACCUCAUGAGGAUACAAUGGUUGACAAAUGGUUCUCAAGCACAUCGAAACUUCCAACAAAUAAUUCAUGAAAAAGCCAGUCAGUGCUAGCACCAGGAAUUGAACGUGGCCCGGGGGGGGGGGGGGGGCUCCAGCCCCCCCCCCUACCUGCCACGGACCGACCCACACAAAUCGUGCAAAUCCGAAAACAUAUAAUAUAUGGGGGGGGGGGGGACCAGUGUGACUAUCGCGAAAGUUCUUGCAGUUCAUGGCGUCUAUCUAAGAAGCACCCUUGAAUGGUUUUCAAAGUAUGAGCUUUUCAAAAUACUUCCAAUCUCGUGACACCACUUCAUUGGUCAUGACAGCCUAUACAUGUAAUCGUACUAUGAACGUCUAAAUCAACUAUUUUCGUUCCCUUUUUUAAUCCUCAGUUUGCAAUGUGCACAAGUAUGUGUGUGUUGUCGACACAGGAUAAGCGGGGUGGGGGGGUUUCGUAUCGAGCCCCCCCCCCCCCCCCUACCUUUGAGGUCUGGCUACGCCACUGGAGAUGUUACAUUUCAGGUGCUCAUUGACUUUUGGUGAAUUACUUGUUGACUUUGUCCCAAGGUGGAGCUCGCUACAGCUCAUUUGCUAUCUGUUAAUGUUGUGGCGUGUGUUGCGUUUUUCUCUUUGUGUGUUCCAGACUCAGACCGGUUAAUUUAAAUCAGGUCAGGUCAGGUCAGGUACGUUUCAUUUAAACAUGGCAAACAUAAAGUGGUGUUUCUCAACACAACUUAGCAGUGGUCUUCAUGCAUUACUGCUACGGCCAUUAAGCGUGAAUAGAAACCUGCACAUUAUCCAU